This is a messenger RNA of Musa acuminata AAA Group (dessert banana), 1465 nucleotides long. RefSeq lists its product as uncharacterized. The transcript has 5 exons. Lineage: Eukaryota; Viridiplantae; Streptophyta; Magnoliopsida; Zingiberales; Musaceae. The coding region runs from base 103 to 858 and encodes 251 amino acids. The record is from RefSeq and is a predicted model, not a curated record.
CUUCCACCGUUCUUAUCCAUUCUUCCUUUCUCUCUAUCUUUUAGUCCCUCGUGCCGUCGCCGUCGCCGCCGCCGCCACCGUAUAAUCGCGUUGUUUGAUUACAUGUCUCUGACAGAGGAGGAGCUGGAGGUGGCGCUCACGCUCGACAGCCUCCCCGAGCUCGUCCUCGCGUCCGUCCACCGGGCGGCGCUCAACGUCCUUCCCGAGUCCCUCCGCUGGGGCUCCCGGAAGCCCCGGUCACUCCCCGGUCAUCCUCUAAUGCCUUCUCCUCCUCCGCCGCUCCGUUACGGGGAGAAGAACGUCGACGGGGGAGUCACCGCCACCGCCACAUCGAGCCCCUCUACGCCUCUCUCCUUCCAAGGCAGCGGCGGCAGCGAAGACAUCGACGUCCGGCCCAAGCCGUGGGUGGAGCACAGCAAACAGUACAUCCAAUGGAUGGAAGAACAGCAUGAACCGAUGGCUUCGUUUGCCGACAAGAAAGCCAAUCUCGAACGAGUGAGAGAGGAGUACGAAGCCCACUUGCAUAGUCCAUCAGCCAACCCCUUCGUGCUUCCAGCAGCUGGACAACUGCGCCAUGAAAAGAUGCUAUGGGUCGGUGGCGGCGAUAUGGUCCCCGUGGAUCCCACAGCCGUCGACCACCGGUGGGCCGAGAGCGGCAGCCAACGGCCGGCCGCGGGUCGGGUCGGCCUCCCGGAUCUGAACGUGACGCCCGACGACGAGGAGGCGGGGUGGGAUUUGGUGUGGGGGUGGGGGGACCGGCAACACAGCGCGUGCAAAGCGGCCACGUCGGCGCUGGCGAGACGGAGGAGACUUGGGAUACAAAGGGCGAAGAGAUACGGUCUGGUUUAUGACCAAUAAAAUGCCAAGAUUAAGUAUUCAUCUUCAAUUUGGUGAGAAUCCCUAACUGGUGCAAGCCUCGCAUAAGAGAGGAGGCAUUUCGGUAUGCUCAGACAAAUGAUUCAGUUUAAGUUGAUGAUUCAAUCUGACUGUGCGUGGAAGAUCACACUACACCCGACGGAAGCCGUAGCACCAGCUGUCCACCGACAACACUGCAGGAGGAAGAGUGAGAACAAGUUUGAACGAUCAUAUAGGUGCAUGUUCGUGGAAAGAAUCUUCGUUACCUCUUCACAUAAUAAUAGCAGAAAUCAGCGAGAAUGAAAGUUUGAACGAUCUCGGCAAGAAGAACCAUUGGUGGCCACAAACCAUACCCUAAAGCUGUCAACAGUCGUCCACGAGUGUCCAGGACCUACAAGAAACACCGAGAAGGAAAUGCAUCAUGCGACACGCCUGCUAUAGCGGGAGACCAUGUUUCCAGAGGUUCUGUUAUUUCUUAUUUACAUCUGUUUCAUUAACUACAUAUUUUUUACUUCCUAUACCUUCUUAUACAAACCAUUUAAAAUUUAAGACCCCAAAAGAACACCAUAAUUGCCUGAUGCCAGACACUUGAAUACAAUUUAAUUUUCCA